GCGCCGGACCUGCCCUAUCCGGUAACAGCCGAGGCUCGUGGGAUGGCAGCCUGGGGCCCUGCGCCUGGUGUUGGCUGACCGACCCAAAUCCGGGGGAAUGUAUGGGAAGGGUGCCAAUGACCGGGUCAUCCGUACCUGCAGCAUUGCACAAGCUGUUCCUCGGGGCUGGUCCGGCUGCCCCUGCGCCAACUGGAUCGCGAUCUGAUAACGAAUUAUCGGCUAUCACAGGACAACACAGAACGAACACAGUCGGAUGGCCCGAGGUACGAGGAUGGCCACGACUCCCCGCCUGCCGGAUUCGGACUACCACCGGCAGAAUGCCGGGUCUACCGCCUGAUCAUGUGAAAUGUCUGGUCUGCCUGUAUAUUCAGGCCGCCAGUCGCUGCCAGUCGGCUGGAUUGUCGAAGUAUAUGUCGAGUCGUGGUGGUGAGACUUUGGAUACGCGGAUAUUUCUUCAGGAUCAACUUGCGCUUUUUGGUGAAGGGAGAGGUAUAUAGCUGGAUAGGCGCGUGGAGGAGUUGGGACUGUGGCUGGGUUUGUUUUGAUGUGAAGGUUGUAUUCAUCGAGGCUUUCUGGCUAUCAGUCGCAGUGAUCUCAUGUUGUCUUCGUCCUGUCACAAUGGCCGCUCUCGUUUUAUAGUACCGCCACAAGUUCCUUAUAGAUUUCUUCACUUGAUCCUUCGCAUGAACCACCAGCUUCUGGGUCCGAUCACCUGAAACCCCCACUCCCAACUACACGAAUCCUCA
Molecule: messenger RNA, 746 nt
Organism: Aspergillus heteromorphus CBS 117.55
Lineage: Eukaryota; Fungi; Ascomycota; Eurotiomycetes; Eurotiales; Aspergillaceae
Exons: 1
Coding region: 102-497 (131 amino acids)
Source: RefSeq, a predicted model, not a curated record